AUGUCUGCAGAGGAAAAGACCCGUGUCUCGGGCGAGGCUGCCCGCUCAGAUGCCGCUCAGCUUCUCCCGACCGUCAAUCCGCAGGCGGAGAAGGAGUCGCCGAGUGCCUCUCUGCAUCCCAUCUUCUACAUCGUUUCCUGGAUCGGAUUCAGCUCCUCCGUCAUCCUCUUCAACAAAUGGCUUCUGGACACCCUGAACUUCCGCUAUCCCGUCAUCCUCACCACCUAUCACCUGACCUUCUCCACCGUCGUCACCCAGCUGAUGGCCCGCUGGACGACGAUGCUCGACGGCCGCAAAACGGUCAAGAUGACGGGCCGCGUCUAUCUGCGGGCCGUCGUGCCCAUCGGCAUCUUUUUCAGCCUGAGUCUGAUCUGCGGAAACCUCACCUACCUCUAUCUCUCCGUCGCCUUCAUCCAGAUGCUCAAGGCCACGACGCCCGUCGCCGUCCUCAUCUCCGGUUGGAUCCUGGGCGUGACGCAGCCCAACCUGAGGCAGUUCCUCAACGUUUCCGCCAUCGUCGUCGGCGUCAUCAUCGCCUCGUUUGGCGAGAUUCACUUCGUGCCCAUCGGCGUCGCCUUCCAGAUUGGCGGCAUCGUCUUUGAGGCUCUCCGUCUGACCAUGGUCCAGCGUCUGCUGAGCUCCGCCGACUUCAAGAUGGACCCGCUCGUCUCGCUGUAUUACUUUGCGCCCAUCUGCGCCGUCAUGAACGGAGUCGUCGCCCUCAUCUGGGAGGUUCCGAGAGUCUCCAUGUCCGAGGUCUACAACGUCGGCUUCUUCACCUUUUUCCUCAACGGUUUCUGCGCCUUUAUGCUCAACGUCUCCGUCGUCUUCCUCAUUGGCAAGACGUCGGCCGUGGUUCUCACCUUGUGCGGCGUCCUCAAGGACAUCAUGCUCGUCGUCGCCUCCAUGAUCAUCUGGGGCACCGAGGUCACCGCCGUGCAGUUCUUUGGUUACUCCAUUGCCCUUGGUGGCAUGGUCUACUACAAGCUUGGCUACGAGCAGCUCAAGGGAUACGCCGGAGAGGCCGGCCGACAUUGGGCCGAAUUUGGCGCUCGCAAGCCGGUGCUCCGCAAGGCUGCCGUCAUCGUCUUCACAAUCAUGGUCCUCGUCGUCAUGUUCGGCAUGAUUGCUCCCACGUACGCUCCCGGCUACGACACCACCAAGCUCACCGGCGAGGUCAGCAACCGCUUCAAAACCGGUGCCCAAUAA
This is a messenger RNA of Drechmeria coniospora, 1209 nucleotides long. Its product is annotated as triose phosphate/3-phosphoglycerate/phosphate translocator. The transcript is spliced from 4 exons. NCBI's taxonomy places the organism in Eukaryota, Fungi, Ascomycota, Sordariomycetes, Hypocreales, Ophiocordycipitaceae. Gene Ontology annotation, molecular function: antiporter activity. The coding region runs from base 1 to 1209 and encodes 402 amino acids. The record is from RefSeq and is a predicted model, not a curated record. Gene Ontology annotation, cellular component: Golgi apparatus; endosome; trans-Golgi network.